AUGCUACUACUUUCAAAAUAUAGGCUGAGGAAUGUACCUGUAAUAGAACCAGGCCAACCCAUCAUUAAGAACUACAUUACUCAGUCAGGACUUGUUCAGGGUCUUGAGAGAUGCAGAGGAAGGGACUGGUUUGACUGCAUUGCGGCAAAGCCUAUCUCCGAUUUUGGACUUCCUUUCAUGUCCUCUGAUGAGGUUAUUAGCAUCACGAGCAAUGAUCUAAUACUCAAACCUUUCAAGAGGAUGAGAGAUAACAAAAUUGGUGGUCUUCCUGUUGUAAAGGGGCCCAAGAAAAACAUAGCCGGUAAUGUAAGCAUCAGAGAUAUUAGAUACUUGCUACUCAAACCCGAGCUUUUCUCCAAUUUCAGGAAGCUCACUGUUAGGGACUUCAUGAGCACCAUCACAACGACCAGCGAAAUUGGAAAAGUCAUGCAACCAAUUACAUGCAAACUGGAGUCAACUCUUGGUAAUCUGAUUGAAAGUUUUGCUUCCAUGUCCGUUCAUAGGAUCCAUGUAGUAGCUGGGGAGGAAGGCGAGGUUGUUGGUGUCGUUACACUCAGAGAUAUGAUCUCUUGCUUCAUUUAUGAACCACCAAACCACUUUGAUAACUACAUGGGAUUUGCGGUGAAGGAGAUGUUGAAUCAGUGA
Pyrus x bretschneideri (Chinese white pear) is the source of this 645-nucleotide messenger RNA. Its product is annotated as SNF1-related protein kinase regulatory subunit gamma-1-like. The coding region runs from base 1 to 645 and encodes 214 amino acids. The transcript is spliced from 3 exons. Lineage: Eukaryota; Viridiplantae; Streptophyta; Magnoliopsida; Rosales; Rosaceae. The record is from RefSeq and is a predicted model, not a curated record.